AUGCGUCCUGCAGCAAUCAUUACCUUGGCCAUUGCGGCUGUUCCCGCCUUCGCCCAGAGCUCCGGCAACGGCACCUGCGCGCUGAACCCAUACAAGCCCGAGGACACCACCCUGAAGUGCAUCUGGGGCCAGCUGGCCAACAUCCAGGAGUGCGCCGGCGGCACUUCUUGCUCUGAGAAGGGCAACCCCUGCUGGUACACCCAGAGCUGCGAGGGCUGCGCUUGGUGGGUCAAGUGCACCUAA
Molecule: messenger RNA, 243 nt
Organism: Clonostachys byssicola
Lineage: Eukaryota; Fungi; Ascomycota; Sordariomycetes; Hypocreales; Bionectriaceae
Source: the annotation of a GenBank genome assembly